Molecule: messenger RNA, 2385 nt
Organism: Electrophorus electricus (electric eel)
Lineage: Eukaryota; Metazoa; Chordata; Actinopteri; Gymnotiformes; Gymnotidae
Gene: sdc4
Product: syndecan 4
Biological process (GO): cell migration
Cellular component (GO): cell surface; membrane
Source: RefSeq, a predicted model, not a curated record
GUGAAGUUCCGUAGCUGGUUGGACUUAAAAGAAAGUAGCAUCGCUGACAAGUAGAUUCCGGGUAUAAGCUUUAACGUGAACUAUUACAAAGGAUUAUAUUUUUGACUGAUUUUUUGGGUUUGUUUUAUAAGCUGUUGGAUUCGAAGAUGCUGAAAGUGUACCUCAUGUUGUUUUUAUUGGCUGCUGCUGUCUUCGCAGAAUCGGUACGAGAAACAGAAACAUGGAUGCCGUUAAAGGCUGAGGAGCAACACGACCUCAAUGGAUCCGGUGAUUUUGCCUUCCUAGAUGAGGAACGCACAAUGAUCGACGAUGAGGACGCAGACAAUUACGACGACUAUGAUGAUGAUGAUGGGGAUAUGUCAGGCUCUGGUGAUGAAGAGGAAGAAGACCUACUUGAAACGUCCAGGCCUGGACUGUUGGAUAACCGCAUCCCUGACCAAGAUUCAGUUCCCAAGAUUCAGUCACGGGACGAAGAGGACCUCAACUUGGUGAAACACAACGAGGUUGCUUUCCCACCCAGUGUUCUCCUGUCCCACGCCGGAGAACAUAACAUCUUUGAGAAGGCAGAAGUGCUGGCGGCCGUUAUUGCUGGCGGUGCAGUUGGGCUUCUCUUUGCUGUCCUCCUUAUUGUCCUUCUGGUCUAUUGCCUGAAGAAAAAGGACGAAGGCAGUUACGACCUUGGCAAGAAACCCAUCUACAAAAAAGCACCCACUACCGAGAUCUAUGCAUGAACGAACACACACAGACACACACACACACUCGAGCAAAUGCAGACUCUGACCUCUAAUCUCACAUAGUGCCUCUGAUGCACAGUCAGCCUCCUUCUCUCUUCGUUGUGAUAUGCCACAGAAUGUCACCAUUUCAAACGAAAAGUGAUUGCUGGACGCUUUGCAUACAACUUUAUCCGUUUCAUACCCACCUGGAAAGGAGGCUUUCUGAGGCCAAACUGCACUGUACAAGUCCUGACAUUCUCCUUAGUUCCCCUGUUUGUCUGAACUAAAUUGCCAUUGUGUUCUCCUUUCCCUUCCCUGCUUUGUAAUACACUACAAGGUGCAAAGAGCCCUUUGCAGGUAAAUGAUAUGGAUUAGAAGUCAAUGCAAACUUUAAUCACCCUGCACGCAGUGAAAAACACACUGCUGACACAUGUCUGCGCCAUUGGCAGAAUAGGUGCUGUUGAGGGGAAUGUUACUGUAACCUUCUGACUUUUAAGGAAUGUUUUGGUUUUUUAAACCCUCUGCUAAUUGAUUGAUUAAUUUUGUCCAAUCUUAGUAGUAUCAGAAAUGCAAGAUGGAUUUCUGAAGAAUUGAGAUUGAAAAUUGAGAACAGACUAUUUUAUUUAGUGAAACUGACCUUUGGGCAUUGGCAUUAGCCUAGGGAAGUCUGUCUAAAAGCUUCAAUUAUGCUACCAUUGUAGCAACUACUCAUUGUUAAUACAGUAACCAAGGUACCCUUACAUUCCAAUAUAUCCAUGUCAUGAUUACUAUCAGUGACCUGAGUUUGAGGCUAAAACCAUUUUUAAAGCAGAUUAUGGUUUUCUGAAUUAACUGACAACCAAGUGCAGACUUUGUUACUCUGAGCUGCUGUUGUCAUUUAACAUCUCGUUUAACAGGUACAUGUCAAGUGCUUUUGACCAAAAGGCAUGGUCUUUGCAAACAGACUUCUAAUUUCCAGGGAUCUGUAUAUAGCCGUUUGAAAAAGUACAGUGUAGUACUUUGCCAUCUUUUGGCAGACUUUUAUUUACCAAAUAUUUAAAUGCCAAUUUUUUUUUUUUUUUGUAUUGUUUUAUCCCGGUAUUGAAUUUGUAAAUUAAACAUGGAAUGAUUGUCUUAUGCUUGUUAUUAUACUUUACCAGCGAGGAAGAGUAUGAAGUUUAAAAAAGACCAAUGCUAAUACUAAUGUUUUUCUGUCCAUGUGUUGGUUAACUUUUUUUCUGUGUCUUUCUUCAUCUCUUCAGUGUUUCAUAGGUUACUUUUUUAUUGUAUUAAUUUAACUGUCACAUAGCCUAUUUUAUUGUCUUCCUUCAGGUCGGGGAUCCUCCCCUGUAAGCUGUACAUGUGAUUUUUAGAAAAGAAAAAUCUAUACACUAGUGAUUUUCAGAGGACUUCUGAAGCAGGUUUGUUGUUUUGUAAAAUUUUCUAUUUCUUUUAGACAUUUUUAAGCGAUAUAUAUUUAUAUUUUGUAGAAGGACUCUCAUAGAAGUGCCAGGGUGAGUGAGCCAUGUUAUUUACAUGGGGAAGAGUAAAAAAUCUGCUGCUUUUUUUUUUUUUUUUUCCUCUCUUCAUCAUGAUGUGAAAUCACCUAUCUAGUCAAGAGAUCAAUGAAUCAUUGAUUUCUGCAUGCAGGUUCUAAUCUGUUUGGAAAUAAAGCUAUUUUUAUGCACAAUAA